AUGCCGGCAAUGUCGUCGUUUAUAGAUUAUCAAUCGACUGGCACUAACACACCUUUGACAUGUGUUUUGGACAAGUAAGUAAAAGCUUUGUAUUGUAGAAUUAAAUUUUUAGAAUUUCAAAGAUUUUGGAGCGUAGACUGAUUGAGACUCGAAAUAAAGUUGACAAACUGAAUGAUGUUUAUGUAGCUGAGCGUUCCAAUCGAUUUGUGCAAGAAGAUGUUCAUGAUCUUGAAGUAACUUUUAAUGUUUUGUUGGUCUUUAGGUUUAAUUUGUUGGGAAUGCUCGACUUAUCUUGAAAUUUUGGGUAUCAAAAUUCCCCUAUGGACUUGGCUUUCUCGUGUUUUACUGUGUUUAUUACAGGGAUCAGGUCAUGACUACUUAUUCAACAAAGUUUUGGAAAGUCGACAGUUGGCCUUGGAACGACGGAAUUCCGAUUUAGAACGACGGCUAAUUGUGAAUGAAACUGUUAACAAACACUUUGAAGACGUUAUUCAUGAAGUAAGCUUUCUGUCCAUUGUCUUAAUUUAGAUUACUUUAGUUUGAACGAGAUCUUCUGAAGAUCCUCGCUGAUGCCAAGUCCACGGAGGUUGAACGAGUGGCCUAUUGCCUGAAGUUCAAGAGUGAAAACUCUGAAUUGAAGCGAAAAAUCGACGAGGAGGAGAGGUAUUCGUUAGGUUUGGUACAAGAAAAAGAGAAGAUUGAAGGAACAGCUAUUGAACUUCAAGAGGUAAGUUGAAACUGCUGAUUAAGUUAUUCCUCGACAUUUAGAAAGUGAAUUCUCUCAAUGACAAGAUUAAAGAGAUGGAUGAAAAGUUGACCGCAGUGGAAAUUGAGAACAAAAGUGAGUAAUGAUUAUUUUUUCAAAAACUUUUUCUUAUCUUUAGAGCUCACUAUGGACUCAGCUAGUAUGAUAAACCGUCUAAAAUCAGAUGCCGAUGAGUUCAAGAAGCUCCAGGACACGCUUGAAGAAACCAAGGACAAUAACCAAGCCUUGCUAGAGAAGAUCAAAGCGCUUGAGAACCAUUUGGAAGUCGAAAAGCGUCGAGUCAAAGCGAUUUCCGCUGAAUAUGAAGAUCGAAUUGACAAGGAGAAGGAGCUUCUAAAAGAAGAAUUAUCGAUAAAACAUGAGAAUCUCCUACUUGAGCAAAGGAACGGGCAUAAUCUACUUGCUCAACGGAUGAAAGAAAGCUUCGAAAAACAGAUGAAGCUGGCCGCGGAAUAUAAUGAUGAAUGUGUGGCCAAAUUAAAGAAAUAUCAGCAGAGGUAUUCAGACUUGGAGAAGAACUUUGAGAAGAGGGUACUACAGGAGGUGACCAAGAAAUGCCAAGAGUUGGAAAAGAGGUAUAUGAAGAUCGCGUCGGUCCCAAUUACUGUUGGAAAAGGUAGUGAUUUUGGUAUAUGAUUGGUAGUUUUUAUAGGGAAUUUAGAGUUUACAUUAUAUUAUCCAUGAUAAUAUUAGGUAAUUUGGAGAUUUUCUUGAGCUCUCUUACCCUGACUCCUUUCAGUAACCCCAGAAAAAGAAGUCGAUACUGAUAUCGAGAACAUCCCCAGAAGGCUCCUCCGUGAAUGGCAACAGAGCGACGCGGACUCCAGGUCCUCAGUUUCGUCGCUUGGGUCAAGGUCAAAUUAUGUAAGCUUUGCUUUUUUCUGUUAUGUUGUAUACAAUAUAAUUUUUUUCUUCAUAAUCAAUCGCUGAUUUCAGUCCCGAGACAAACGAUGA
Bursaphelenchus xylophilus (pine wood nematode) is the source of this 1720-nucleotide messenger RNA. The record is from the annotation of a GenBank genome assembly. NCBI's taxonomy places the organism in Eukaryota, Metazoa, Nematoda, Chromadorea, Rhabditida, Aphelenchoididae.